AUGGUGAAGGAGGACAGGACCGAUGUUGCGAAUGGUGCCUUGACGGACUCACACGACGCGGGCGUGUUGAGAGCGUCUCAUAGGCCCAGCUGGAAGAAGUCUCGAACGAGCGGCACGGCUGGGCCGGCUCGGCAGCACGCCAGCAGGAGUGGCUGUGGGGGCGGCCACAGCAGCGGCGGCACGCUUUUUGUGGAAAUCGAGCGCGCCGUGACUGUACUCGAAAAGCCUAAAAAUCACAUCACGGGCAGCGGGACGCGGAGAGGCGCACUGCAGCACUCUGCGAGUGUGAGAGUGGCGGCGGAAAAGCGCGUCAGACAGAGCGACCGCUUCCGUCGCCCGUUUCCAGGGUCCAUUUCCGAGUCCCAUCGCAUCGCAUCCAUCACGUCGGUUCGUAUCGCAUCACAUCCAUCUCAUCCCCGUUUGCGCGCCCGACAUCGGCUCUCAUCCGGAUCCUGGCCAUCGUCGCCCGAUACCCGCACUGGUGCAUCCACACAUCACAGCUCUCGAGCCUCCUCAACUCAGCCGCCAACACGUCGCACGCCUCUUCGUUCCGCGUCCACCGCGGCUACACCGCGUACAUCGCGCGCAUCCGCACCGCCUCACGACAUUGCAGAGUCAUCGGAUCCGCAUCCUCGGCCUCGACAUCACCCAACUGCCUCUCAGAGCAGAGCUCAUGACUGCGUAGCUGGAUUGGCCCCCGCGUUCUCGCCACCCACUCGUUUCGCUCGUUCCUCGCAUGCUUCACUCCAAUUCUCCGCUCUGAUCUACCGCUUGUUCGGCAAAGGGCAUGCUAUGGCUGUCGAAAACGGCAUCGACCCGCCUACUCCGGGCCUUCCGAUCCCCCUGCCCGAGACCACCAACGAAAUCACCCAACCACAGCAUGCUGCUGCCGAUACGGCCGAUGCGACUCAGCCUCCCUCCGAGAGCGCGCCUCCUUCCAUCGGCGUAACCCUCGAGCCCACCGCCCUGCCCCUCCUUCCCCUUUCCACCGACGCUACAACUGCAUCCGCCAUCAACGAGCCGUCUCAACAUGUUUUUGCCACAACCGAUCUUCCCGACAUCCCGGAUGAGGUACUCACUCUCGAACCGGCGCCCAUCCCUGGUGCAGACUCGGCGGCGGCUGCCAUUCCACCUGCAGUAGAUUCGGAUGUCCACGUUCAGGUUCAAGAUGCCGACAUGGACCCAGAGCAAGGCAUGGACGAGUAUCGUGCGGCUGCUACCGCUCCUCUUCCGUCCAUGCUCAACAGCAAUGCCAUCCCGCUCGAGGAAGAUGCAUCCGGCGAUCUCUCCGCAUCCUCCAACGAGGCUCUCACUCUCACCUCUACCGUCUCGCGCGGCAACUACCACCAGUGUGGCUCCGCGCGUCGUGUCAAAGUCUACGAACUCAAAGGCGAAGUCUGGUUCGACAGAGGCACCGGCUACUGUGCUGGUGUCUACGACGAAACCGUCGACGAGGCGCUCCUCGUAGCUCGCAGGGAGGAAAAGUGCCAGUUCCUCGAGGGAAUCGAUGUGCCUCCCGACGCCGAAGUCGAAGAAAAUGACGUCGUGCUUCCCAAUGCCUCCGGCGACGACGCACAACCCAAGCCGCAGGCCCUGCAGCCUCAGCCCUGCCAAUUCGUCGUCGUCGUCAGCGAAAACCUAGAGUCCGAAGACAUCCUCCUCGCCAGCAAGGUGGUCAAGGAGGAGGUCUACCAGCGCCAGCAGGACACCCUUGUCGUUUGGACCGAGCCCACAGGCGUCGAUAUGGCACUCAGUUUCCAAGAGGCAGAGGGCUGCAACGAGGUCUGGGAGUUCCUCACCGAGGUUCAGAAGCACUUUAUGGGUCUCACCGAAGAGGCUCUCACAGACUCGCCGCCCACCACGCCCAACCCGCAGUCGCCAACGGCCGUCCUCGGCAUGUCGGCCUCCGGCUCAGGCCUCGAGCCGCUUCUCAACAUCAUGGGCGACUACAGAGGCCUGCCGGAUCCUAGCCUCGCCAACCUCGAAAAGAUCGAUUCGAUGAUCAAGGACACCACCGUACGCGGGCCCAUGAUGCGCGAAAAGCUCACCACUUGGCUCAUGGAGGCACACUACAUCCGAAAACUCGUCCCCUUCUUCCAUUCCGUCGAGGAGCUCGAGGCCCUCCCCGCUCUCCACAUGCUCUGCACCAUCAUGCAGACCAUCCUCCUCCUCAACGACAGCUUCCUCUUCGAGUACAUCCUCCAGGACGAUGUCUUCCUCGGCGUCGUCGGCAUGCUCGAGUACGAUCCCGAGUUCCCGCGUCUCAAGGCCAACUACCGCGACCACCUCACCCACCGCGCCCGCUUCAAGCAGGUCGUCGACAUCGGCGAUCCCAUGAUCGUCGCCAAGAUUCAUCAGACCUAUCGCCUCCAGUAUCUUCGCGACGUCAUCCUCGCUCGCGUCGUCGACGACCCCACCGUCUCCAUCCUCACCUCCUUCAUCUUCUUCCACCAAAACGACAUUGUCAACUACUGCUGCCAGAACGAGCUCUUCCUCAGCGAGCUCUUCCGCGUGCUCACAAAUCCGGAAGAGCCGCUAGAGCGUCGCUCCGAGGGCGUCCUCUUCUUGCAGCAGCUCUGCGCCAUGGGCAAGCACAUCCAACUUCCCGCCCGCAUCUCGCUCUAUCGAACCAUGACCGACUGGGGUCUCCUCAACGUCCUCCAGUUCGCCCUCGAGCAACUUGGCCAGACCGCCCGCAACGCCGCCGCCGAAAUCCUCAUGACAAUCAUCGAGUACGACGCCAACAGCGUACGCGCCCACGUCGUGUCACAGGUUGAGCAGAACUCAAGGCCCUUGGUCAGCAUGAUGAUCGACCUGCUCCACAACGAGCAGGAUCCAGGACUCAAGACGCAGAUUGCCGAGGCGAUGCGCAUCAUCUUCGACGUGGGAUCCGACGGAGGUCCUAUGGCCAGCCAGGCACCCAGCGUCACCGUUCAGGGCAUCAACAAGUCCAAAGCCGAUCCGGAUCGCUUCUUGACAUGGAUCUACGAAGCCGAGAUCGCACGCCUCUGCUCGCCCUUCAAUUCGCUUCCGGACUUCCGCAUGCUGUCCAAGGGCGAAAGGCUGCCCGCUCAGCCGCGCAAUCGCUCCGGCCUGUAUGCUCACCUGUGCGACUUGCUCUGCCACAUGAUCGCCCAUCAUUCAUUCCGAAGCCAGUACUUUGUGCUCACCUCCGAGAUCUCCAAAAAGGUCGGCUCGCUGCUCCACUCGCGCGACAAGUUCCUCCGGCUCUCGGCGUUGCGCUUCUUCAAGUACUGCCUGGCGAGCAACAACCAGUUCACCAACCGUCACUUCAUCAAGAUCGAGCUCCUCUCCACCAUCCUCGGCUUGAUCGAGGCCGAGGCGGAUCGCAACAACCUCGUCGCCUCCGCCUGCCUCGACUUUUUCGAGCACAUGAAGAGUCAGAACAUGAAGACUCUGAUCAGCCACUGCAUGGAACGACACGGCGCCCGCAUGCGUCAGCUGGCCGAGCUGCCUUACACCGCCCCUUGCUUCUCCUCGCUGGUCGACGAGUGGGAGAGGAAUCAGGAGCCUCUGGUACCGCAGGAGAGCGGUCAUGCAGCUCAAAGACCAGGCGCCGCUGACGACAAGUCGCGGCAGCCGAGCGAUGCUGCACGCGACGCCGUUGCUGCAACGGCUGCGGAUCCGGAUGAGGACGCCUACUUUCAAAGCGACGAGGAUCCCAAGGACAUUCCUCCGCGCACAUCGAGCAGUGCGUCUGGCUCACUUGUUCCUUACGAUGACGAUGACGAGGACGAAUUGGCAAAAUCCGAAGACGGCACAGCGGACGGCAGGAAGGCGACCGAUGCGUCGGCGGAGGCAGCGCUAUCGCCAACAUCGCUCAGCAGGAUCCCGGAAAAGCGCCGCAGAAGCGAGGACGACGACGACGAUGACGCAGACGAUCAAUUGUCUCGGCUGUCCAAGCGCAAGUCAGGGCGCAUGUCGAAGAACAAGACCAAAGCCGAGUCCUCAAGCGGCGGUGAUGAGGCGGAAGCUGGAGCCGAGGUGACCCAGCAGCCCGGCGGAUUCAUCCGCAGCAUGGCCAAUACGAUCAGCAACACUUUCGGUGGCGGUAACAGUGCCGGCUCCAGCAGCGCAAACAACAAGCGCGAGGGCUCUCACUCGCCCUCUCCGAAAGGAUCGAAAAGUGCCCGCUCGGAGGAUGCCAGCUCGUCUCCGCACAGAGAUGCCGAGAAAUCCGGCGCCGCGGGCGGCAAGGGCAGCACUGCGAGCAGUCUCAAGAACGGCGGCAUCAGCGGCGGACUCGGUAUCAAGCGCAUAUCGUUAGGGCUCACUGGCUCUGCCAAGAAGAUGGCCGCCCAGUCCAACGUGCGUUCGACCGACAAGCCGGAUGAGCAGGAAUCGUGA
Messenger RNA from Moesziomyces antarcticus, 4368 nucleotides. RefSeq names its product DUF625-domain-containing protein. The transcript is spliced from 2 exons. The record is from RefSeq and is a predicted model, not a curated record. The coding region runs from base 1 to 4368 and encodes 1455 amino acids. NCBI's taxonomy places the organism in Eukaryota, Fungi, Basidiomycota, Ustilaginomycetes, Ustilaginales, Ustilaginaceae. Gene Ontology annotation, molecular function: protein phosphatase activator activity. Gene Ontology annotation, biological process: DNA damage response; protein dephosphorylation. Gene Ontology annotation, cellular component: protein phosphatase 4 complex; nucleoplasm.